This is a messenger RNA of Fonsecaea erecta, 2034 nucleotides long. RefSeq lists its product as hypothetical. The record is from RefSeq and is a predicted model, not a curated record. Gene Ontology annotation, molecular function: protein binding. The coding region runs from base 1 to 2034 and encodes 677 amino acids. Gene Ontology annotation, cellular component: cytoplasm. The transcript is spliced from 3 exons. Lineage: Eukaryota; Fungi; Ascomycota; Eurotiomycetes; Chaetothyriales; Herpotrichiellaceae.
AUGAGCACUGACGAAGUGUCUCGCAUGUUUUUACCUCAGCGCAAGACUGUGCAGAGGAGCAAUUCGUCCUCAUCACUCUCAUCCACCAGUUCGUCUGGGUCAACGGUCACCCUCACCCAGAAUGACAGCUCGUCAGAACCCGCCCAUGGAGCAAAGAAAAAGGCAAGGGGAGGAUUCUGGCCUGUUUCUAAAUCAGAAUCGACCGCGAGUGUCUCCAAUGCCCGGGCAAAUGGGUCGCUUCAGACAGCGAUUGGAAACUCGUUGGUAGGAAAGAGUCCGGUACAGCCAGCGCUCCCCAAUCAAAGUCCUACGGCCCAGAUGAAUGGGGCAAGAGUCGUCAACGGAGCGGUCGCGGGGGAGCCGGCGGCGAUUUUGGCGCUGUUGCCUAUGAAUGGCACUUUCGAGAGGAAACAAAUCAAUCUCCCCUUUUAUCCAGAAGUCCUUCGCAUCGGCCGACAAACAAAUGCAAAGACUGUCCCGACUCCGGUGAAUGGAUAUUUCGACUCUAAGGUCCUGUCACGACAACAUGCCGAAGUGUGGGCGGACCGCACGGGGAAAGUGUUUAUCAGAGACGUCAAAUCAUCAAACGGCACGUUUGUCAACGGACAGCGACUCUCGCCGGAAAAUCGAGAAUCUGAGCCCCAUGAACUCCGCCAACACGACACUUUAGAGUUGGGCAUUGAUAUCGUGAGUGAAGAUCAAAAGACCAUUGUCCACCACAAAGUUUCAGCCAAGGUCGAGUAUGUGGGGCUGCCUGGGACGACCAACAACGUGCUCGAUCUGACUUUCGGCGACCUGGAUCCCUCACAUGGUGGUGGGCUAUUGCCAUCGCCUGUCAGCUCACCGAUGCUUCACAGUCGAAGCCGACCCGGAGGACCGGCAACAAAUGGACGGGCUUCCGCACCUUCAAGCGUUGCAGGCGGCCAGAUGAGUUCAAUUGCGCAGCAACGAAUGAAUAUGUGGGGUGCCACGCCGUUGAAUGUGGAACAACUGGUCAAGACAGUCGCCUUGGAGAUGCGGGCAGCAAAACAGCAGGCGGAGGAACUUGACCAGGCGGGUGCUUUUCUGAACUCGUUGUUGACACCUGGGGCCGAAGCUCCUCGGCCUCAACCCUCAUCAAAAGAAAAUGUUCCUCAACGGCAGUCUAACGGCCGUGCUAAGGCCCCCAAGCUGGAGCAUAUGGCCCGCUUCGCCGAUCCCCCAGCGCCGCCACCACAACAACCGCUACCAGAGAAGCCAGACGCCUCGAAACCAAGCCCCGUCACAACAUCGUUCACGAAUCUCCUGAAACGCGGGGAAACCGCCAAACAGACCAACAACGCGUCACAUUCUCCCACAAAUGCUCAGAACAGUCAAAUGUUGUCUCUCAUUGAGGCGUUGUCCAUCGCAAAAAAGGAGCUCGACUCUCAAGGAGCUCGAGUAAAGCAACUGGAAGAUAUGCUCAGGCAGGAGCGAUCAGCCAGAGAGGAUGCUGAGGAACGAGCUCGGAAGCUCGAACAACACGCGGCAUCACGACCAGUCUCAGCCGUUGAAGAGGAAUCACAGACACCGACAGAUUCCACCCACGACACAAAAGCUGUCGAGGAGGAGGCAAGACCCGACGCAGACGGCGAGCUUGAUGCGCGAACGAAGACUCUGCAGCAGAACCUGGAUCAAGUUCUAGGGGAGAUGCAGAGACUAAAAGCAGACGUGGAUCAAUUUCAGCGUCGCGCAGAGACGGCGGAGGCCGAUGCCGCCAAUGCCCGGAAAAGCCUCGCCGAGAUGAUCGACAAGAUCCGAGAAGAGAAUGAGAAAGCAGAAUCAUCUGCAAGGAAAUCUCAUGAAAAACAAUCACGUACCCAGGAUGAUGAGAGCGCCGAGGUGAUUGGGGCGGAGGAAGAGGAGCCAAGCUCGACGUCCCUGAUCAAGACUGUCGCACACGCAAACGGCCACGUCCGCGCACCGAGGCUACCUGAGCAUCUUGAGCGGGCCGUGGCAACAGUUCUACGGGACAAAAGCGCCAAUCCAGAUGCCAUUGCCCAGUCAGCACCAUGA